AUGAAGAGACUAGGAAUAUGUACAGUGCUGGCAUUGUACUUAUCCAGUGUUAACUGUUUUAGGCCGGAGAUCGACAACUCUAUGCCAGACAGCACACUGGUAGAGUACGAGAACAGCGCGGAAGGAAUAGGAAGUGGUCCUGGAAAAGGCAUGGAAAUGGCGUAUGACAAACAGCAAAGCCAGAUAAUACCUGCGUGGGCAACCGGGUUUGAGGAAAACCAGGACGGCAACAAAGUUGUUUGUCUGAACGGCAUGUGCGCGAACGAGUCACUUGUUAAUCCCAACAGCGAUAGCCCCCUGGGCUAUCCCGGGGACCCGAAUCCCCCCAUUCUAGGCGACGACAGAGGAAACGGCGACGACCAAGAGGGCGCGCCUGUGAAAAUGCCUGUGCCGUUCAACCACAUGAAUCCCAGCGAAGGCGCAGUUCCUGUGAGCCAAAAUCCAUUCUUUGGGCGAAACAUGAAGAACAUGCCCAUUUCGAAAAGCUCGGCUGGUAUGAUAGGGUCUAUUGACGGGCCGGCAACAGGGUUUGGAAAUGGGCCCACAAAGGAACAGACGCUUGGCGUGGUCUUCUCGAUAGGCGACGAUGACUCUUACAUUUUGCUGUCGCACCUUUCAAUGGACCUUCCCAUGAAGACUUUAAUGUCAAACAUUACCUUAACAUCCGACGAGGUUUAUGCGCAAGACACAAAAGAGUAUCUGAUGAGCGAGCUGGAGGGGAAAGGGUCUGUGUGGGGGAUGGACAACGGGCUAAACAUCCUGUACACCAGCCACGUGUACUUCUACAUCCCCAAAACAGCCAUCUCUCUCUCUGUGAACAUAGGAAGAAUAGUCUACUCGAAAGAGACAUAUGAGUUUUUUAAGAGAACGAAGCUGAACGUGGACAUGAUGACCGAGAUGCUGGACCGCGACGGGCUGACUGUGUACUACAUUCCUGUGUACGGAAGCAACCUGGCGCUUGCCAACCCCAUGACUCCUAUAGUCAGCCAGUACUUGAUCACACACGAAGGGUAUGGAAUCUCUCUGAGGAAAGCCAAGCGGAUAGAAAUAGACAAGGGUAUCCUUGUGCUCACCCAGGCUGCAUACACAAGCAUUGACUCGUCUGAAGCCGCAGAAGCCCUGAAAAAGUUUAUCUCUGGAGAGACAAACAAUCCAUUCAAUAACGUCUUUGAAAAGUACGGGUUUGACCCUGCGUCCUCCGACGAGGAAAGCGAUCUUGGCACUUCGUCCAGCAUGUCAGGCGCCUCUAGCGAAGGCAGCAAAAGCAGAGACAGAGGCCACGGCAAAGAUGCAGGAAGCAGCUCCUCCGGCAGCUCAGACAACCCGUCGCACCGCGGCUCAAGAAGCCGGUAUCAUGACGGAAGCAGCGACUCGUCUGACAGCCAAGAAAGCCGCAGCAGUGCAGAGUCUUCCAUGGAGGCAGCCGCCGACACAAUAGCAAGCCUGUUUGCAGAGGGGCGAAGGCUCCGAGAAAAGGCCGCGGUUGCUGGAGAGGAAAGGACGGAGUACAAGAAAAAGCUGAUCAAGCGGGCAAGGCGCGCAGAAAAGAAGGCGAAAAAGCUGCAGGGCGAUGUCCACAACAAGAAGCUGUUGGAGGCCCGGAGAGCCAGCGGAAACGCGAAGGGCCAGGGCAGCGCAGAGUCCCAAAGAAGCCAGAAGGCAGCCGCCAAGCAAGCUGAAAGAGAAAGCAUGGGCGAAAGCAAAGGCGCGGCAUCGGCUGCUGGCUCUGCGUGGCACUCAACGAGCAUGCAGAAGAACAUGGCCGCGAAAGGACUUAUUGAAGCCUCAGCCUCAGCGUCUGCAUCGGCGUCUGCAUCGGCGUCGGCCUCGGAAAACUCUGCGUUUGCAAAGAGCUCUCGAGAGUCGGCUGCCAGCGCGUUUACAUCGAGCGGUGCAUCUGCAAUCAUAUCCGCACACCAGUCCAACGAAAUGUACUACAAAGGUGUUUCUUCUUCAGAGUAUGCCACGAGAGAAAUAAAGCACGCUCUUAUGGCAAUGACCAUGCAGCAUGCGCUGUUCAGCACCAAGGGAAGAAUGUACCAGAGUCAGAAAUACAUGUCGUACGGUGUCCGGUCCAGCAGAAGCUCGUCCAGAUGGAUGCAAAGGCGGAUUUCCCGCAUGGUCCGAACGCGCCGUGCCGAAGCACGUGCUGCAAAGAAGUUCAUGCAAAACGGAGCAACUUCUGCCGGAGUGGCACGCGCUGCUGCAAAGGAGCAGGCUGCCCGAGCAGCCGCGAUCAAAUCCAACAGAAAAGCUGCCCAGGCGCAAAAGAUGGCUGGGGCCUACAGCGGAAUGGCGAAGAAGGCGGAGGCACAGGGCAACAAGAAGCAGGCAAGAGCAUACAAGCGAAGUGCAAGCCGCCAAAGGCGGGCCUACAGCAGGCACUCUGCGAAAGCUGCGAAGCUCUCGAAUGCCAUUGGCGCGUUCAAGGCAGCAAAACUUGCUGAGUGUGCCAGGCAGUCUUCUAUUUUUGCACAGCAAAUCAACAAUCCUGUGGAGGCUGUUACGCAGCAGGACCUUACAAGCCUGCAAAAAGCAGUCGCGCAGAUUCUGACCAGCUCGCAGAUCCAGGUUCUCAGCAAAGCCCUCUCCCCCAUGCAGAUACGUGUACUUACAAGCAUGCUGACUCCGCAGCAGGUCCAGCAAACACUGGUCCACAUGGGCGCAAUGUCCGUGGAGCAGAUGCAGGGUCUUCUGCUUCGCCUGCAAAUCAGAGGGGUGGAGCUCCAAAACAGCAAGGGCCCUAGCAUGAACAUAGGCCUGGGCUCGGCAUUCCCUCUGGGGUCUCCUGCAAUUGGCUCUAUUAUGAUGCGGGUGCAGGGCCAAAAGCCCGAGGGAACGCUCUCAAACGCCGAUUUGAUGCGGUUCCUAACACAGGGGCAGGCCAUGUUCCAGUCGCAGGGAGCUCUGCUCAGCACCGGGCAAAUGGACACUCUGAAGAUGGAGGCAACAAAGCAGACGCAGCUAAUACAAAAGCUGAUCAUGCAGAUCGAGGCCAGCAAGAGCGAGAUCGAGGCCCGCGUGCGCAAUAAGAUGUUUGGCGACCGGAUGAAGUCGAGCAUUGGCGUGUGCAACCCCAUGAUGGGAAUCCAGGCUGGACAGUCGAUGGGCGCCUUUGACGGAAUAUGCUCGCAGCCGGGCUUGCAGCUUGCCAGCAGCAUCUCGCUUGGAGACAACUCCUUCAACGCAAUUAGACAGCUUCUGGUGUCCCCAAGCGUGUCCUCGUACAUAGGCAUGGACCCGGGCACGCUGUCGCAAAUGCUGUACGGCCAAACGCAAAACAACGAUCUAAUGUGCCUUCUUUCGAAGUCUGCAGCCUCUACUCCCAUGUACGCGGGAAUGCCAUCGGACGAGCAGGCGCUCAUCAACGCCCGCUUCAACAGCACGCAGAAUAAGAUGUAUGGCAUGUAUGGAGGGUCUCUACAGAGGUUGGAGCAGGCCCUAGCAUCUGCAUUCAACUUAAUACGAAACUCUUCCAUUAAGUGCAGGCAGGUGCCGCAGCAGCAAGUCCCUCUAUGCCAGAUACGGCCGCAGAUGUAG
Molecule: messenger RNA, 3540 nt
Organism: Nematocida major
Lineage: Eukaryota; Fungi; Microsporidia
Exons: 1
Coding region: 1-3540 (1179 amino acids)
Source: RefSeq, a predicted model, not a curated record